Messenger RNA from Brassica napus (rape), 2647 nucleotides. Its product is annotated as F-box/kelch-repeat protein At1g64840-like. The record is from RefSeq and is a predicted model, not a curated record. Gene Ontology annotation, molecular function: protein binding. Lineage: Eukaryota; Viridiplantae; Streptophyta; Magnoliopsida; Brassicales; Brassicaceae. The coding region runs from base 430 to 1515 and encodes 361 amino acids. The transcript has a single exon.
ACAGGUUUUGAGCGAAUUUUGACUUACAAGAAUUCAAACGGACAUACAUUCAAUGACGAGAUUUUAAACGGACAUACAUUAAACGACGAGAUUUUAUCGCCUGUUUUGCAGACUGUUAUACGAUUAAUUAAUAUAUAUAUAUGUAGUUAAAAUCAUGAGAAAUCGAAGCAGUCAGCUAUAAUGGCAGAGCCUGCAACGGAGAAAGAGACAUCAUCUGUGAUGCCAGACUCGUUUCUUCUCUCAGAUAGUGUAAGAACUCUUUUCUACUAAAUUUGAUAGGAUUCUGCGUUCUUUUUAAUGCUUUUUGAUAGAUUCCGGUAUGGUGUUUAUAUGCUGAAAAGAAGAUUAGAACCAAUAUAAGUGUUGUAGCUUUACAAUAUAAAUCUCCUCUUUCAGGUUUCAAAACUGUGUCUGUCUCCAUCAGCAAAAAUGACAACGAACGGGAUCACCUGGUCCCUUCUCCCUGAAAAGCCACUGAACAUUAUCUCCGAGAAGCUGGAUGACUGUUUCGAUGUUGUUCAUGCUCGCUCUGUUUGCACCUCGUGGCGUUCCAUCAUUCCCUUUCCUUCUUACCUAUCACGCCAAAGUUACUCUCUUCCCUCGCUCGAUAACAAAGGCUCUUGGACCCUCGAGAAGAUCCCUCUCUUCCUCUUUAGACCCCGAGCUCUUGCCGCUGACUACUUCUUGGGAGGGAUAGGCAGAGAUGAGCCAGAGGAGGAGCUUCCAUAUCCUAACCAAUGCUCAGUUAAAGUAGAGAUUCCAGGAUCAUCUGAUCCAAGGUUGAUGAACAUGCUCGACUGCCAGAUCUUCCCUCUUCGCCAUCAGUACCGAAUGAUUGGUUGCAAUGCUAAAGGAUACAGAUGCGUGGCUGUUCUUCCUCUAAACAAGGAGGGAGGAGGAGAUUUCGUUGUUCUCCUCAACUGCACUAGUGUUUUGAUGGUGUUGAGAAGUAACGAAAUGAGGUGGAGGCGGUUUCAGACACUCUCAGUACAUCCGUGCGAUGAUUUAGUCACUUUUAGAGGCAGGUUUUAUGCACUCUUUGUUAACGGAGACGUUUUCGGUUUCGAUCCUCAUUUCCUGGAACUGUAUCCGCUGGUACGCUUCGAGCUUGAUCGGAAAUGCGGUUGGUCCACCUCUCUGGUUCCAUCUGGUGAUGAUGAGCUUUUCCUGGUUGAGCUAAUCUCCUCUCGUAAUGCUGAUGUGUUAGAUUUAAUGAGUCGGUUAAAAUUAAGAGUGUGUAGGCUAGAUGUGGAAGCUGGUCAAUGGGUGGUGGUCAAAGAUAUAGGAGACCGUGUGUUGGUUAUUGGAGACUUGGGAAAUGUCUCAUUCUCGGCGAAAGAGCUUCCUGAUGGUUGUGGUGUGAGUGCGAACUCUAUUUUGUUUACUUAUGGGCCAAGCAAUGUAACAUGCUCCUACAAAUAUGACGACGACCUCAACUGUUGGAGAUAUUCAAGAGAGGAUCUGGUGACUAUCCUCGGCACGUCUCCGGUAGUGGCUCUCCGGGUUGAACGGUAGGUCUUUGGAUUCUUGAGACAUCUAUUUAUUUAUUUUAUUAGGUUCGGUUUUGAAUUUUCGUUACGAUUUUUAGGUAAAGAGUUUGUGAUAUGGUGAAAGCUUAGAUUAUUAGUCUAGUUUUAAUACAAUUCAGUUAGUACUAGGAACACAUUUGUCUGCCUAUAUGUGCUCUUGAUAUCUCACAGUCGUGUUUUGACUAAAUUUCAUCUUAUACCAGAUCUUCAGCAGAUGCAUAUAGCCACCGUUCUUCAUGGCCACACACCCAUAGGAGUGUAAACUUUAGAGUAUGAGUCAAUCAUAAAGGACAUGAGACUGGGUCUGAUCCUUGGCCUAAUUGCAAGGAAAACAUUAAUACUGUUAUUAUCUUUUUUUUUGUAACAAGGAACAAUAAUAAUGGCGUUUAUUUUCCAAAAUCUAUUAAGCUUGAAUUUAUGGUAUAUGAACAAAACAAGGUUUUUCCAUUUUUAGCAAAAUUCCCUAGUAAUUAGUUUCUGAAAAUUUUCUUUUGGACUUUUUCAAAUAUGAUCUAAAAUUUUGAGUCAAACACAAAAAUAACAAUGGUUUUUUUGAAUUUUUUUUUCUUAUUCAUCCUAAAAGUUUAAGUUAUUCACGAAAAUGCUAUUAAUUUUUUUUUUUUUUACAAAUGAUUAUUUUACCUUAUCAUCCUCAUCUUCAUCUUCACCAAAUAUUAACAAUAUAAAAAAAAAAUAUUAACAAUAUUGACAUUUCCAUCAAUAUACUAACCACCAUGAACAACCAAUUUAAAACUUUUAAUGUACCAAAGUUUUGAUUCUUAUUUUUCAUAUCUCAUUACUUAUGCACAUAAAUCACAUUUUUCGCUCUCUUCAAAUUCAUCCAAAAAAACUAAGAUUUUGGUUCCAAGCUUUGUAAGGUUCAUAGAGACAUUAAAGUUCAUGAUUCGUGCUCAUUAACGACUUGGUAGCUUUUGUAGUGACGUUCUGGGUACUUAGAGACGCAAAAUAAGUAAUCUCACAGACUCAAGAUAUGUAAUCAUUUUUUUUCUCAGAUCUGUUCGCGAAGACUUUCAGAAGACUUCGCUAGAUGCAUUCUACAUCAAGAAGAUUUCCUUAGAAGUCUUCUAACUUUCCUUUAUUAAGAAAAAAACGAAAAU